Messenger RNA from Nipponia nippon (crested ibis), 579 nucleotides. NCBI's taxonomy places the organism in Eukaryota, Metazoa, Chordata, Aves, Pelecaniformes, Threskiornithidae. The record is from RefSeq and is a predicted model, not a curated record.
AUGAGUGAUCACGCGGAAGAAAACUGCAAGAAAAGCAAUUCUGCCCAGGAAACAUCUGCAGAAGGAAAUGUCUCUCCUGCUAAGGACUGCUCAAUAACACAAAAACAACUGUUGAAGAAAAAAAUACAUGAUUCUGCCUCCCACAAGAUAACUUUCAAACUCCAUGACACUGUACCGGAUCAUGGUUGUUUUCUCUCCUGUCAGGAUGCACAGUCACAACAACUCGAGAAACAAUUAAAAUACUUAGCCUUUCAAAAUCCAGGACCACAGGUAGCUGACUUCAAUCCUGAAACUAGAGAGCAGAAAAAGAAAGCGCGCAUGUCACAGACAAAACAAGAUUUUUUUUAUAAGCCCAAAAUUACAAAGAAGUAUGACAAACAUGGCAGGCUGCUUUGUAAUAACAUCGAUUUGUGUGAUUGCCUGGAAAAGAACUGCCUGGGUUGCUUCUAUCCUUGCCCCAAAUGCAAUUCAAACAAAUGUGGACCAGAAUGUCGCUGCAAUAGGAAAUGGGUUUAUGAUACAAUUGAGACUGAAGCUGGGAAUGUGAUCAGUGUGUUGCCAUUUUUUGUCCCUGACUGA